Solanum tuberosum (potato) is the source of this 1167-nucleotide messenger RNA. RefSeq names its product MADS16 protein (gene MADS16). Lineage: Eukaryota; Viridiplantae; Streptophyta; Magnoliopsida; Solanales; Solanaceae. Gene Ontology annotation, cellular component: nucleus. The transcript is spliced from 11 exons. The record is from RefSeq and is a predicted model, not a curated record. Gene Ontology annotation, molecular function: RNA polymerase II transcription regulatory region sequence-specific DNA binding; protein dimerization activity; DNA-binding transcription factor activity. Gene Ontology annotation, biological process: positive regulation of transcription by RNA polymerase II. The coding region runs from base 250 to 957 and encodes 235 amino acids.
CAUUUUUUGAUGUAACAAUAGCAUCCAACCACUCCCUCUCUCUCUCUCUCUCUAGGUUUCAAUUGGUGGAGCUCUCCAAUAAUAUCUUCCAACAUAAAAUUUAAAAAAUUCCUCAUUUUUUUUUUCUCUUCAAUUCCAAGAACAACAAGUGAAUAGUGCUUAUUCCAUCUCCAAAAUUAGUUUGUAAGAUUUCUUGAAGGUCUGAAGAAAGAUAAUAGUUAUCAUCUAAUAACACGGCUUCUCAACAGGAUGGCAAGGGAGAAGAUAAAAAUAAAGAAGAUAGAUAAUAUAACAGCAAGACAAGUGACAUUUUCAAAGAGGAGAAGAGGGCUUUUUAAGAAAGCUGAAGAGCUUUCUGUUCUUUGUGAUGCUGAUGUUGCUCUUAUCAUUUUCUCUGCUACUGGGAAGCUAUUUGAUUUUGCUAGCACCAGCAUGAAGGAUAUUCUUGGAAAGUAUAAGUUGCAGUCAGCUAGCCUUGAGAAAGUUGACCAACCUUCCCUUGAUUUACAGCUAGAGAAUAGCCUCAACAUGAGAUUAAGCAAGCAGGUAGCCGAUAAAACUCGUGAGCUCAGGCAGAUGAGAGGUGAGGAACUUGAAGGAUUGAGUUUAGAAGAAUUACAACAAAUUGAGAAAAGACUUGAAGCUGGUUUCAACCGUGUGCUUGAGAUUAAGGGUACACGAAUUAUGGAUGAAAUUACCAACCUUCAAAGAAAGGGUGCUGAGCUGAUGGAAGAAAACAAACAAUUGAAAUACAAAAUGGAAAUUAUGAAGAAAGGGAAGUUGCCCUUACUGACUGACAUGAUGAUGGAAGAAGGCCAAUCAUCUGAGUCUAUAAUUACAACCAAUAAUCCUGAUCAAGAUGAUUCCUCAAAUGCAUCUUUGAAGUUAGGUGGUACUACUGCAGUUGAAGAUGAUUGCUCAAUUACAUCUUUAAAGUUAGGGCUACCAUUCAGCUAGCAAACUCAAAGGGGGGAGAUUUUGUUGAAGAUUGUACUAGUAAUAAUUUUUGGAUGAAAACAAUGAGUGGCAUAAUAUAUUUGCCUCUUUUGGAAAAAUAUACAUUGGAAUAUAAUUGUCACUGCUUCUACUAUGUAUUUUAUGUAUGUGGAUGUACAACUUGACAAAGGGCAUAAUGCAGAUUUAUUAACCAUCUCAUUUUGGGUCUUG